Messenger RNA from Oncorhynchus tshawytscha (Chinook salmon), 4929 nucleotides. RefSeq names its product anoctamin 1, calcium activated chloride channel a (gene ano1a). Gene Ontology annotation, biological process: chloride transmembrane transport. The coding region runs from base 326 to 3286 and encodes 986 amino acids. Gene Ontology annotation, molecular function: protein dimerization activity; chloride channel activity. NCBI's taxonomy places the organism in Eukaryota, Metazoa, Chordata, Actinopteri, Salmoniformes, Salmonidae. The record is from RefSeq and is a predicted model, not a curated record. Gene Ontology annotation, cellular component: plasma membrane. The transcript has 26 exons.
ACUUUUACCAUCCUAGUGAUGAACUGCAUUGAAAUAUAUUACAGCUAUUUUGCGCGACGUAUUGUGGGAGGGCACAUAAUGCACAUUAUAUAGUUCGUAACGCGUAUGGAUUAGAUGUCUUGUUCAGAGAGAGCGAGCCUCUGUAGUAGGCUAGCCUUCGCGGGGAAGCAGUGGGCCGUUUGUGGGAAACCCGAGGUUUCCUUGCCACACCAUAGCAUUGAGCCCACGGGCGCAGUGAAGGCAUCGUCUAGAUAGAUGUUUUUCAGAGCGUGGAGGACAGAGAGAGGAAAUAUGUUGUGAUCACUGGUUUAAAUAGUCUGUUCAAAUGGAGAGACAUGGUGAUGAUGAUUCGAUGCAAACCAUAAACAAUCAUGAUAAAGUAUCUGGUACAACUUUCCUAGUACACGACCUCUCUGGUAGUCUUCUCCCUGAGUUGGAAGAGCAAGGCACCAUGAGGAGGAAUGACUAUUAUAUCCCUGUAUCCGGUGAGGAGAAGGCCGCUGACUUUGGGAACACUAAGGAUGGUGGCGUUAGCAAAUAUAGCAAGUAUGACUCCAUCCCAUUGAACUCCCUCAAGUCAGAUGAGGCAGCAUCAGGCCCAAAGCAGGGGCCUACAUUCCAGGAUGGCCAGCGGCGGGUGGACUAUGUUCUCACAUAUCAUGUCCAGAAACCCCAGAGUGUUCGCCGCAAGACAUCCCGGUUUGCAGAUUACCGCAUCCUCAGGAGCCUGCGCCGCAGUCUGAGCACGAUGAGAAGUGGGGGCACGCCACCAUCCAAAGAAGACCCUGAGAUUGCUGCCCACAAGCAUCGCCUUGACUACCACGAGGAUGACAAGCGCUUCCGCCAGACUGAGUUUGAGGAUAACCUUCGAGAGGUGGGACUGGAGCUAGAGAAGGAUGAGGGGAACAAAAUCCCAGGAAUUGGCUUCCUGAAGAUCCAUGCUCCCUGGAAUGUGCUCUGUCGGGAGGCAGAAUUCAUGAAGCUCAAGAUGCCCACCAAAAAGGUGUACGAGGUCAAACAGGGAAGUAAUGUGGUGGAGAGGAUCAAUCUGUUCAUCCACAAAGUGACUGCGCCACUUCAUCCUAAAGUGGAGCCAAACAGACCCCAAAAUGUGAAGCAUCUUUCCCACCCAUUCUCCCGGGAAAAGCAGCACCUGUUUGAUCUCUCAGACAGAGCGUCUUUCUUCGACAGCAAAACCAGGGCCUCAAUAGUAUAUGAAGUGUUGAAACGUACAAGAUGCACGAAAGCCAAAUACACCAUGGGAAUCACCAGUCUCCUUGGCAACGGUGUUUACACUGCUGCGUACCCUCUUCACGAUGGGGAUGUUGACGGCAUGGGGGCGGAGGCCAAUGACAGAAAGAUCUUGUAUGAAGAAUGGGCAAGCUACAGUGUCUUCUACAAGUACCAACCAAUUGGGUUAAUCAGGAAGUACUUUGGGGAGAAGAUUGGCCUGUACUUUGCCUGGCUGGGGGUUUACACCCAGAUGCUGAUCCCUGCUGCCAUAGUGGGGGUCAUAGUGUUCCUGUACGGUUGUGCCACUGUGGACAAUGACAUUCCCAGCAUGGAGAUUUGUGAUCCGAGAAACAACAUCACCAUGUGCCCACUGUGUGACCGCGCUUGCAGCUACUGGAAGCUGAAGACUGCAUGCGGCACGGCCAGGGCCAGCCAUCUUUUUGACAACCCGGCAACCGUCUUCUUCUCCAUCUUCAUGGCCCUCUGGGCUACCAUGUUCAUGGAGCACUGGAAGAGAAGGCAAAUGAGACUCAAUUACAUCUGGGAUUUGACUGGCUUUGAAGAGGAAGAGGCACACAAGGACCACCAUAGGGCUGAGUAUGAGAUCCAAGUCAUGCAGAAGACCCUGAAGAAACAGGAUAUGUCUCCCAAGGAUAAAAAAGUGAAACUGACAUGUACAGACCGUGCACCAGCAUAUAUGAUGGGACUUUUCAUCAUGCUUUUUAUGAUUGGUGUGACCUUUGCUGUAGUGUUCGGGGUCAUCCUGUACAGAAUCUCCAUCAGGGCUGCCUUACACAUGAGCUCCAAUCCCACGGCUCGCUCCAACAUCCGGGCAACUGUCAAGGGCACCGCUGCUGUCAUCAACCUGGUGAUUAUCAUCAUAAUGGAUGAGGUCUACGGUGCCGUAGCUCGCUGGCUCACUCUUCUUGAGGUGCCCAAGACUGACAAGAGUUUUGAAGAGAGGCUGAUAAUCAAGACCUUUGUUCUGAAGUUUGCCAAUGCAUUCUCCCCCAUCGUCUACCUCGCCUUCUUCAGGGGCAGAAUGGUUGGGCGUCCUGGGGACUAUGUGUAUGUUAUCGGGUCAUACAGGAUGGAGGAGUGUGCCCACGCAGGUUGCCUGAUGGAGCUGUGUAUUCAGCUCUGCAUCACCAUGCUUGGCAAACAGCUCAUCCAGAACAACCUGUUUGAAAUCGGCAUCCCUAAAAUAAAGAAGCUGAUCAGGCGUCGGAAGUCUGACAUGGACUCUCAGCAGCAGGAGGACUAUAACAUGACCCUCGAGCGUCAUGAGAAGGACCACUUCCUGGGUCCCUUUGUGGGCCUCAGCCCAGAGUACAUGGAGAUGAUCAUCCAGUUUGGAAUGGUGACCCUGUUUGUGGCCUCCUUUCCCUUGGCACCACUCUUUGCUCUGCUCAACAACAUCAUCGAGAUCCGUCUGGAUGCUAAGAAGUUUGUCACAGAGGUCAGGAGGCCCAUCGCAGCCAGAGCAAAAGACAUUGGCAUCUGGUAUAAUCUUCUGAGAGGGCUCAGCAAAGUAGCAGUCAUUGUAAAUGCGUUUGUGAUUUCCUUCACGUCAGACUUCAUCCCUCGACUAGUCUACCAGUACAUGUACAGCCCUGAUGGCUCCAUGCACGGCUUUGUCAACCACACUCUGUCCUACUUCAACGUCAGUGACUUCCAGCCUGGCACUGCCCCUCUGCAGCCUAUGCACCUGGGGUAUGAAGUGCAGAUAUGCAGAUACAAAGACUACAGAGAGACACUAUGGUCCAACACACCCUAUGACCUCUCCAAGGAGUUCUGGGCUAUACUGGCAUGCCGGCUGGCCUUUGUCAUUGUUUUUCAGAAUGUGGUGAUGCUGAUGAGCGACUUUGUUGACUGGCUGAUCCCAGACAUCCCCAAGGACAUCAGUCUGCAGAUCCACAAGGAGAAGAUCCUCAUGGUGGAGCUCUUCAUGAAGGAGGAAGAGGGCAAGAAGCUCCUCCGAGACAACCACACCAACCAAAGUCCUUUUCAGCCCCGCUCUCGCCCUGCCUCGCAUACACCUUCUAAAUGCUAGUGCCCUAGGGGGCGGCUCCAUCUGUCCGUUCAUCUAGUCUGUUCAAAAACCUUCAGCCCCUCUGUCUGGACUUGCACACUUCACACACACACAGCGGCCUACUCAAGAAACGAGAGAGGCAUUUAUUGGCAGGCUUCUGCAUCUGCACCCCUUCUGACUUGUAGCAAGUCAUAGCCCAUCUUUUUGGUGAACCAGGUAUCAGGCAGAAGGCUCAGUGUUUUUUAUAGUACAAUGCAGGAAAACAUGUAGAUCUUUUUUGAAUAUGCAAUUUUGCUAGCUAAUGUUUUUAUUUUGUAACUUUUGCCUUUUUAAGACGCUGAGAUCAGGUAAAGGAGCUUGCCAUUCUGCCUGUUUACCAUGCCAAUUUGCCCUUAUGUCAUGUUUUUUAUGUCCUGUUUGUUAUUAUGCUAAUUCAUAACUAUGUUUCCAUCCAAUUGGACAGAUUUUCAUGCAAAUUUUCCCACCAGAGAUGACAUGUUGCAGAUAAAAGUAUGUCCAUGAUGACGUAGUACACAUAAAAAUACCGUUUGCAGUUAAAUUCCCACUUACCUAAUAUAAAAAUAGCCUACAAGUUAAAGGUUUCCAUCACAUUUUAAAAUUUACUGAUAGUUUUCUCACAAAAAAUGUUACGUUAUAUAGCGAGUGUGCCCACUCUGGUAUUGGCAAGUGCGCUCUAGCCAAUGUAUCUGCGCGCUGUUGGCUAGAGUGCGCAUAUAGCCUACCUGAUGAUGACAUGGACAAAAGAGCGAGAUUAUUUUAAUUUGUCAAAUAGCAGCCAAGCAUCGACGAUCAUAUCACCAGAAUAAGAUCCUCGAUAUUUAUUGGAAAGCAGCAUCAAACUCAUCACCUAUCACUUUCACCACCAUGUGAAGUUUAUCAUAAUGGCUAGAAACUGCUUGCUUUUCCGACGAUUCGUAGUGGCAGGACAACACGUCAUCGCGUCACUCCCAAAUUAACUUCGAUAUGAUGGUUAUUCCACCGAUAUCUCGCAUAAUUAAUUUUACCUACACAAAAAUAACCCACCUUGUCGAUAUUUGCAAAGUUUACUAAACAUUUACAGUUUCCAUCAGACCUGUCACAUUAUUUACACUGACAUGUACUUUACUAGCAUAAUUAAAAGGGUUGGAUGGAAACCUGGUUACAGAAAAUGUACAAUAGCCAUGUUGUGAAUAAAAUUCUAGCAAUGCUCUGUAAAACAUUUAGAAGGGGGCAGUGGCCUACAUUUUUGUUUCAUAAGCACAAAUUAUUUUGGAGUUUUUAUUUUCUGAUUAACAAAAAUUUGAAUGGAUCCCAUGCACAGACAACUAUUUCAAGGAGAGGAAGAAUGUAUUUUGUCAGCUCAUUUUGUAUAUUGUUUGUAAGUAAACUAUACUUUUUAAUGCAUAUCCAAUACACAGUCAAUAUUGAAUCCUAUUAAUAUAGAGUCUACAAAACAUUAGGAACACUGUCCUAAUAUUGAGUCGCACCCUCUUUAUCCCUUAGAACAGCCUCAAUUAAUCAGGGUAUGGAUUCUACAAAGUGUUGAAAGCAUUCCACAGGGUUGCUGGCCCAUGUUGACUCCAAUGCUUCCCACAGUUGUGUCAAAAAGGCUGGAUGUCCUUUGGGUGGUGGACCAUUCUUAAUUCACACAGGAAACUGUUGUG